Molecule: messenger RNA, 2791 nt
Organism: Equus quagga
Lineage: Eukaryota; Metazoa; Chordata; Mammalia; Perissodactyla; Equidae
Gene: PABPC1L
Product: poly(A) binding protein cytoplasmic 1 like
Exons: 15
Coding region: 207-2060 (617 amino acids)
Cellular component (GO): cytosol; ribonucleoprotein complex; nucleus
Molecular function (GO): mRNA 3'-UTR binding; poly(A) binding; poly(U) RNA binding
Source: RefSeq, a predicted model, not a curated record
CCUGAGGCUUCUAGAAGGCUGAGGGGUCCCAGGUGGGGCUCGGGGAAGGGCGGAGACCCGGGGCGGGCCCAUGCGCGCCCGCGAUUGGCGCGCGGGGCGGCGGGGGCGGUAAAGGGAGGGGGCCGCCAGGGAGAGCGAGCGCAGGCGGGCGCCGAGCGCGGGGCCGCGCGCGGACCGGCGCCUGGUUUCCCCGCGGCCCCAGCAUCAUGAACGCCAGCGGCGCGGGCUACCCGCUCGCCUCGCUCUACGUGGGCGACCUGCACCCCGACGUGACUGAGGCCAUGCUCUACGAGAAGUUCUCGCCCGCCGGCCCCAUCCUGUCCAUCCGCGUGUGCCGCGACGUGGCCACCCGCCGCUCGCUGGGUUACGCCUAUAUCAACUUCCAGCAGCCGGCCGACGCGGAGCGGGCACUGGACACAAUGAACUUUGAGGUGAUCAAAGGCCAGCCCAUCCGCAUCAUGUGGUCCCAGCGAGACCCAGGACUUCGCAAGUCGGGUGUGGGCAACGUCUUCAUCAAGAACCUGGAGGACUCCAUCGACAACAAGGCCUUAUAUGACACCUUCUCCACCUUUGGGAACAUCCUCUCCUGCAAGGUGGUGUGUGACGAUCACGGCUCCCGAGGCUUUGGCUUUGUCCAUUUUGAGACCCAUGAGGCUGCGCAGCAGGCCAUCAGCACCAUGAACGGGAUGCUGCUGAAUGACCGCAAAGUCUUCGUUGGCCACUUCAAAUCCCGACGGGAGCGAGAGGCGGAGCUGGGGGCCCGGGCCACGGCGUUCACCAACAUCUAUGUGAAGAACCUCCCGGGGGACGUGGACGAGCGGGGCCUGCAGGAUCUGUUCUCCCAGUUUGGGAAGAUGCUGAGUGUGAAGGUGAUGAGGGAUGACAGCGGCCACUCCCGGGGCUUUGGCUUUGUCAACUUUGAGAAGCAUGAGGAAGCCCAGAAGGCUGUGAUGGACAUGAACGGGAUGCAGGUGAGUGGGCGGCUGCUCUACGUGGGCCGGGCCCAGAAGCGGGGGGAGCGGCAGAAUGAGCUGAAGCGCAGGUUUGAGCACACGAAGCAGGACCGGCUGAACCGCUGCCAGGGCGUGAACUUGUAUGUGAAGAACCUGGAUGACUCCAUCGAUGAUGAGAAACUCAGGAAAGAGUUCUCUCCUUACGGAGUGAUUACCAGUGCCAAGGUGAUGACAGAGGGUGGCCACAGCAAGGGGUUUGGCUUUGUGUGUUUUUCCUCUCCAGAAGAGGCGACGAAGGCUGUGACAGAGAUGAACGGGCGCAUCAUCGGCACCAAGCCACUGUACGUGGCGCUGGCCCAGCGCAAAGAGGAGCGGAAGGCCAUCCUUACCAACCAGUACAUGCAGCGCCUCUCCACCAUGCGGGCCCUGGGCGGCCCCUUCUUGGGCUCCUUCCAGCAGCCCACCAGCUACUUCCUGCCCGCCGUGGCCCAGCCUCCAGCCCAGGCUGAGCACUAUGGCUCAAGCCCAUCCAGGCAGCCUGCCCCCAGGUGGACGGCCCAGCCACCUAGACCCUCGUCUGCCUACCCUCCAGCUGCCUCCAUGGUCCGGCCACCAGCCAUGUCUCGGCGUCCCCUGGCCCAGGUCAGCAGUGUCAGGCAGGCCUCUACCCAGGUGCCAUACCUGGUGCCCCACACCCAGAGAGUGGCCAACAUUGGUACCCAGACCCCAGGACCUGGUGGGGCAGGAUGCUCGACACCAGGCAGGUCUCUCCCGACACACAGAUAUUUCUUGGCAACGCCCAACACGCAUGAGGUCCAGGAGCCUGCUGUGCGUAUCCUGGGACCGGAGCCCCUGACCGCGUCCAUGCUGGCUGCUGCACCACUGCACCAGCAAAAGCAGAUGAUUGGUGAGCGUCUCUACCCCCUUAUCUACGAAGUCCACACCCAGCUGGCUGGUAAGAUCACGGGCAUGCUGCUAGAGAUCGACAACUCGGAGCUGCUGCUCAUGCUGGAGUCGCCGGAGUCCCUCAAUGCCAAGGUAGAAGAGGCUUUGGCAGUGUUGCAGGCACACCAGGCCAUGGAGCAGACAAAAGUGAAUGUGCACUGAAACCAGAAAAUGGAGUCCUCACGCCCUUGGCUGACAAGAGAAUAGCGGUCCUGCUCUUGGCUCUAAGGCUCUGUGAGCUGUAACUUAUUUCCCAGUUGGGCUGUAUCUGUCCUUGAGCUCUGUAUGUGGAAUGAAGGCUGGUCACCCAGCCAGCCUAUUACCUUUUGCGUUGUGCAUUAAAAGUGCUGCAAACUCUGGCUUGUCUCCCCGGAGGCCUUCUUGCGUCUGAGGGAGGUGGGGCAGAAUGAAGGAUAGACCUGACUGAGCUGGGUUUGGCUCUAAGGAACAGAAACCCAAAUGCACGCUGAAGUACAGAGGGUGGGUGCACCGGAACAGACCUCCAGGGACUGAGCAGGACUGUCUGCAAUGGCCCCAAAGGAGUGCGACCACCCACCAACAGUGCAGUGGAUGACAAAAUGGCUGUCAUCACACAGCAAGGAGAAAACAAACUAAAGCUCCUGGUGCCUACAUCUGGAUGCCGACUUGAGCACCGUAGGGCAGGUAGACACCCCGGAAGCAGCAACUGCUUCUGGGCUCUGGGCCGGCUGACUGAGGGGUUGUGUAACAUAGUUAAAGAGCCCUGGUAGAAAUGCUUUAGGAUACCUUCCCAGCUCAGGAUUUCCUUCCCCUACAGAAAGGAAAAGCCUCUUCAGGUUAUGCUGGUCUCACCUUCUGUGUUUUCAUUAGUACAAGAUACUUGCCUCGCAGACCUAGAAGAGAAAGUCAGUUGG